CUGAUUUGGUAACUUUCUGAGUGCGAACUUUUUCUGAAUGUCUGUGUUUGUGAAUGUUGUGCUGAUCAAUGGGAAAAGUAAUAGUUAUAUUCGAUAAAUUGGCACGCUACGCUUUGCGGUCACAGAGAAUACCACAAAUUAAUUGCUCGUUGACCUGGGGAAAUCAUAUCAAGCGCCACCGCAGCACAGGGUUAGAGUCCAGCGAUACCCGGGAAAUGCUCAGCCAACUACCUCUCUUCGCUAGCGGCGAGAUCGUCAAGGGAUUCGGACGUGGCUCCAAAGAGCUGGGCAUCCCAACAGCUAACUUUCCGCUGGAGGUGGUGAAAUCCCUGCCGGAAUCACUGCCCACGGGCGCGUACUACGGCUGGGCGAACGUGGACAAUGGACCCGUGUACAAAAUGGUUCUCAGCGUCGGCUGGAAUCCCUUCUACAGCAACAAGGAGAAGAGCGUGGAGACGCACAUGCUGCACAACUUCAACUGCGACCUGUACGGCCAGAUACUUAAGAUAUGCAUUGUGGGAUUCUUGCGACCAGAGCGCAGUUUCGACUCCCUGGAGUCGCUGAUUGCCGCCAUUCGGGCGGACAUUGAGCAGGCCAAGGGACUUCUGGACGAGGCCGACAAGGCCAAGCUGAAGGAGGCUCCAUUCUUCACCGAAAAGCGCUGUCCCUCGAAGUAGUUAUUUCACUAGCUAUCCCUAACGAGGCGUAAAAGCAGGCACAAUUUCUCGCUCUUUUGUAAAUGGAAUAGUUAAUUCCACAAGUUAUCUUAUCACUCAACUGCACGAUGUACAAAGCGGAAUUCGAAUAUCGAUUCAAGUACUUAAGUUGGCUGUUUUCAUUAAAUUCCGAUUCCCUCAUCAUGACACCAAAAAAUGAAACCAAUCGCAUUUAAUUCAGUUACUUGUCAAGUUUAUAAAUUAAAUUUUUUUAUAAAUGGAGGCUAUAAUUUAUAUAAUGCCUGUUGCUUGGAAGAUGUUCCUCUUG
This is a messenger RNA of Drosophila gunungcola (fruit fly), 984 nucleotides long. It is a transcript of the gene Rfk, whose product is annotated as putative riboflavin kinase. Gene Ontology annotation, cellular component: mitochondrion. Lineage: Eukaryota; Metazoa; Arthropoda; Insecta; Diptera; Drosophilidae. The transcript is spliced from 3 exons. Bases 69 to 677 code for a protein of 202 amino acids. Gene Ontology annotation, molecular function: riboflavin kinase activity. Gene Ontology annotation, biological process: FMN biosynthetic process; riboflavin biosynthetic process. The record is from RefSeq and is a predicted model, not a curated record.